AUGGUAUUAGCUAUAAGCAUGGAUAUUGAGAUGAUUGUAAACAGAAAGGUCUGCCAGCUGGGACCAGGACGUCUUGAAUACGAAACAAAUUGGGGAGGUAGAGAGCUAAGGACAGAAACAACGAGCUUGUCACAUAGAAGACUCUCUGAAAUAUCGCGGAAACAUCUGAAUGCAGAGAACCCGGACGCGGAUACGCCAUUCAUCAAGAGGUGUAUCUCGAGACAAAUUUGGCACGACGGAAAUGCUUACCGGGAAGGGGAAGAAUCAGCCCAAGCGAUAGCCAUUCACAAGCCGAGAAUCAUCUGUGACACAGCUCCUAUAAUAUGCACGAUGUAG
Molecule: messenger RNA, 336 nt
Organism: Enterobius vermicularis (human pinworm)
Lineage: Eukaryota; Metazoa; Nematoda; Chromadorea; Rhabditida; Oxyuridae
Source: the annotation of a GenBank genome assembly